CCAACAACGCCGUCACUUUCCCAUGGUAUUGGCAGCCAAAAUGAGGAAAACAGUUCAGAUUCACUGGCAAAUACAACAGUCAACCUGCCGCUAACAGUGGAUCCUCUAUUGGCUGCAGGCAAUCCUUCGCAACCAUUACCGCGGCGACAUCUUGGUGAACCGUUCGAUCAGCGCCUCAAAAUUCGGUGGAAUAAUUUUGUGACGACAGUUGAGAGUCGCUCGAUAAUCGCAUGCGGUUAUCCAGACUACAGCUUUCGUGUUAUUGACACGGACACUGGUACCGAUUUGCUCACUACUUUAGAAUUUGGGAGGAUAACGAGUUGGGAUCAGCUAAUGUCCAACUUGCAUAUUGCAGCCAAAGUGCGGCAGGUGAUAUACGGGCAUGGGGAUGUUGUAACGUGCUUAGCGCGCUCAGAAUCCAAUCUGUUCGCUGAUUGUUAUGUGGCCUCUGGAAGUCUCGAUUGCACUGUGGUUCUGUGGCACUGGAACGCCCAAACACAGUCAAUCGCUGGCGAGUACAAUGUUCCAGGUGAAGUGGCGGCUCCUCGCGCGAUCCUGACAGGUCAUGAAACCGUCGUAACAGUGAUAUGUAUUUCCGCUGAACAUGGCCUUGUUGUUUCCGGAUCGAAAGGUGACAGUCUGUCGAAAUUAAUUUGUCACGAUCAACUUCUUUUUUCUACCCUUGCUUUUCGUAGCUCUCGAAUAAGAACUGGAGUUUUCUUGCUUUAUCGCAGUUUACUUGGAAUAUUAUGA
Gongylonema pulchrum is the source of this 753-nucleotide messenger RNA. Lineage: Eukaryota; Metazoa; Nematoda; Chromadorea; Rhabditida; Gongylonematidae. The record is from the annotation of a GenBank genome assembly.